Messenger RNA from Geodia barretti, 986 nucleotides. The record is from the annotation of a GenBank genome assembly. NCBI's taxonomy places the organism in Eukaryota, Metazoa, Porifera, Demospongiae, Tetractinellida, Geodiidae.
AGGUUUUUAUGCUGAGAUUGCUGUAAGAGGCCGAGUGUGAACGAUGGCUGGUCGGGGAGAAGGCGGGCUAAGUGUACUGUGGUCGACCUCUCUACUACUGGUCGUGAAACUUCACCUGGUCAGUGCUGAAUUUUGCCAGAGCGAGCGAGCCAGCUGGCAGUGUGCGUGUGGCUGCUGUGAAGACUAUGACUACUGCUGUGUCAGCUGUGCAUCCUACUGGUAUGCCUGGCUACUCUUAACACUGUUCUUCCUCGUCUGCAUCUGCGCUUGUCUCGGCUGUGGUUCCUAUGGUUACCGCAGAUACAGACAACCACUGGGAAUGUCAUCAUACAUUGUUGGCCAAACUCCUCGCUCUACCUAUGCUCCACCAUCAGAAGCUGAUAAACUGAAUCAACGGCGGCCCUCCAGUUACCAACCCUACACUACCGUGACACCCGCAACUGGUCACCAUGACUACCAGUACCCCACUACUGAUACUGGGUACCAUGGCAACCAAUCAGAGAUGCCUCCUCCAUAUAACCCCAGCCAGCCCCCACCUCCUUACUCUGCUCACUGACCACUUGUCAAUCAUUGUGUCAUCGCACAACAAUAUUACAGUCAAUCUGCACAAGAUAUAAUUAUCUCCACUACUGGGUGUGUUUUAAUUAAUUGGCAAACGAAGUGAGCCCACCUAGUCUCUUAAGUGCGAAAUAUUUUAUAUAAUAGUUCUAGUUUAGUGGCUGUGACUAUGAUGUCAGGAUGGCAAAUUUCUCCUGUGUGGGUACGUGAUUGAUGACGAGUCGGCCAUCGUAACUGAGAGAGGCAAAGACCCAGGCAUCAGCACUGCUCCACACUGCCUCAUACACGGAGUCCUCAUGUUCCUCAAAUGUUCUGAUUACAUCGUCUGUCAUGGGGCUCGGGGGUCUGCAGGGGAGGACAUGAAUGAUGUCAUACACAUAUUCCCUCUCACCUCUCCUCGUCCUCCUCUCCCUCAUCUGGUUCAAUGU